This is a messenger RNA of Selaginella moellendorffii, 498 nucleotides long. Its product is annotated as serine/threonine-protein kinase ATG1a. Gene Ontology annotation, molecular function: protein serine/threonine kinase activity; ATP binding. Bases 1 to 498 code for a protein of 165 amino acids. The transcript has 2 exons. Gene Ontology annotation, cellular component: nucleus; cytoplasm. The record is from RefSeq and is a predicted model, not a curated record. NCBI's taxonomy places the organism in Eukaryota, Viridiplantae, Streptophyta, Lycopodiopsida, Selaginellales, Selaginellaceae. Gene Ontology annotation, biological process: protein phosphorylation; mitotic DNA damage checkpoint signaling.
AUGCAAACACGAGAACGUAGUGAGAGCUCGUAUGGUUUUCUCUGCAACAUCAAGAGCUUGUAUCUCAAAAGGGACGAGCAAGUGCAUUUCUCUCCAAUCAAAGAAAUCAUGCGGCAACUCUUGGUGGGCUUGGCAAGCUUGCCCGAACGCGAUCUUGUGGACCAGGAUGUUCAGCCAGCGUGUAUCAGGCACAGCAACUUUUUGGUGAAACUGGGGGAUUUCCAAAGCGCAAGGGGGCUUUCAACUCCACCGAAGCCAGAAGUUACUGGAUCAUUGGGAUACAGGGCUCUGGAAGUUAUUUCCGGGGAGGCCGAAAAGAUGGUGUGGGGCGCUGGAGUUGUAUUUGCACUGAUGCUUUUGGGAGAAAACCCUUUUGACUUGAGCUGGGAUAAGUGGAGAGCGAUUGUUAGCAUUCGGUUUCAUGAUAUGCUUGUGCCGGAGUAUGAGGUGGCAAUGUACAGUCCGGUUAAUGAUGCAACAACGAGUCAUGAAGAAUGA